Messenger RNA from Gavialis gangeticus (Gharial), 2836 nucleotides. RefSeq names its product STE20-related kinase adaptor alpha (gene STRADA). The transcript has 13 exons. Gene Ontology annotation, biological process: protein phosphorylation. NCBI's taxonomy places the organism in Eukaryota, Metazoa, Chordata, Crocodylia, Gavialidae. The coding region runs from base 115 to 1410 and encodes 431 amino acids. Gene Ontology annotation, molecular function: protein serine/threonine kinase activator activity; ATP binding; protein kinase activity. The record is from RefSeq and is a predicted model, not a curated record.
UCAUCACGCCGCCUACGAAGUGCUGCCGCGUCCCGGGAACCGGCGCCUGGAGCCUGAGGAGCGAGCGAGACAUUUUUAAUUUCACAAAUUUGGAGUAUUACAAAUCUGGAUUCCAUGUCUUUUCUUGUAAGUAAACCAGAACGAAUUAGGAGGUGGGUGUCCGAAAAGUUCAUUGUUGAAGGCUUAAGAGAGUUGGAGUUGUUUGGAGAGCAGCCUCUGGGUGACUCUCGGAGAAAAACCAAUGAAGCGAGCUCAGAGUCGAUAGCAUCUUCCCCCAAAAGGGACGCCAUGAGCAGCUUUUCACCAGAUAGCAACUGUUAUGAGUUGCUCACCAUUAUAGGCCAAGGCUUUGAGGAUCUGAUGAUUGUAAAUCUAGCCAGGUAUAAACCAACAGGAGACUAUGUGACAGUCAGAAGGAUUAACCUGGAGGCCUGCACUAAUGAGAUGGUGACAUUUUUGCAGGGUGAACUUCAUGUGUCCAAGCUCUUCAGCCAUCCCAACAUUGUGCCAUACAAAGCAACCUUCAUAGCUGAUGAUGAGCUAUGGGUAGUGACACCCUUCAUGGCCUAUGGUUCUGCAAAGGAUUUAAUCUGUACCCAUUUUACAGAUGGCAUGUGUGAACUGGCUAUUGCUUAUAUCCUCCAAGGAGUUCUGAAAGCCCUUGACUAUAUUCACCAUAUGGGUUAUGUACACAGGAGCGUGAAAGCCAGCCAUAUCCUCAUCUCUGUGGAUGGAAAGGUGUAUCUCUCUGGCUUACGAAGUAACCUGAGUAUGAUCAACCAUGGGCAGCGACUCAAAGUUGUUCAUGAUUUCCCCAAGUACAGCAUCAAGGUCCUUCCCUGGCUCAGCCCUGAAGUUUUACAGCAGAAUCUCCAAGGCUAUGAUGCAAAAUCUGACAUUUAUAGCGUGGGGAUAACGGCCUGUGAACUGGCAAAUGGACAUGUCCCAUUUAAAGAUAUGCCUCCUACUCAGAUGCUCUUGGAGAAGUUGAAUGGGACAGUUCCAUGUCUGCUGGACACCACCACGAUUCCUGCUGAUGAGCUAACUAUGAAACCAUCCCGCUCAGGUGCUAACUCAGGGAUUGGUGAAGGCAUGGCUGUUAGCAACGUGAGGGCCUCCAAUGGAGAGUCGACGCUGCAUCCUUAUCUUCGGACUUUCUCACCCCAUUUCCAUAACUUUGUAGAGCAGUGUCUGCAGCGUAACCCAGAUUUCAGGCCAAGCGCAAGCACCCUGCUCAAUCAUUCUUAUUUCAAGCAGAUCAAGCGGCGUGCUUCUGAAGCGCUUCCUGAACUCUUGCGCCCAGUCACACCAAUCACCAACUUUGAAGGUACACGGCAACAGGAUCCCAGUGGCAUUUUUGGAUUGGUAUCUAGCCUGGAACAGCUGGAGGUGGAGGACUGGGAGUUCUAAUGCUACGUGGGAAAUGUGUGGCUCUGAAGCAUUUGAAGGAGCUUGCUGGACAUAGUAACUUAUUGACCCCUUUCAAAAAAAAGAAAAGCAGUGAUGAAUGUUACAGGCAGAAGAGUUUACAGGUCCUUGGGAAGGAACUUGAGCUGUCGUUUACUUGGGGAGCAGAGCCUGGAAACAAGGGGCCAGGAGGUAGCUGGAAAUGACCAUCCAUUCCAAGGAAAGGCCAAAUGUUUCCAUGGCAAAUGCAUGAUACCAGGAGCCUCCCUGAGUACCAAGUAUUGGUUGCUUUCAUAGUUUUGUUUGUUAGAGUCAGCUUGAGUUGGUGUCCGCCUUUGCUGCCCUCUCCAUGCACAUGUUGCUUUAGGGAUCACUGACUUCCUAGUGCCCAUUAGUCAAGAUGCACAGAGCUCUCUUUAGUCAGGGUGCCUUAAAGAGAAAUGCAGAGAGGGGGAAAAAGGUGUAGUUUUUAGAUCUGGGCACUGUCCUCUAGACAGCCAGACUGCUACAGUACUGCUGUCACAGGGUGACUUGUGGGGAGGGCACUAGCAUACUUAACUGCUACUCUAGGUUGGGGGGAGGUGGGAGCAGGGGGGAUAUGAGAGACUGGAGAAAGGUGUGCCCUACUGUUGCAGGCUUGUUUAGAGGUUAGGGCAUUUCUCUGCGCUGCCGGAGACUGACAGAUAUUUAUUUUUUUAAAAACAAGACCCUUUUUACAUGGUGCUGAAUGCUCCAAGCAGCUGGGCAGAGGGUACUUGGGCUUCUGGGACAGACCUGCCUCUCUCAGCACAGCACAUGCAGAGCAGUGCUGCAGGGUCCCCAAGGUGAAUAUUUUUUUAAGUAUGAUGUAUGUAUUUGAAGCUUUGGAUCUGCAGCAGCCCCAGUUCUUAAAGAAAGGCACUACCCUGGCUGAGCCUAUCCUCUGGCAGGGCUGUGUCCCCAGGGAGAGGAGAAAGGUAAGUUUGAGGAGUCUUUUGGCUGAAUCCGCCUUUCCCCUGGCUCCUGCUGUCUGGCCAGCCUGUGCAGAGUUCUCUUCUGCCAAACAUCAGUUCGUCACCUUUGCCUCUGAGUCCUGCAUAACGCACGUUCUCAGAACCAUACUGAACUGCUUGUAUAGCUCCCCUUGCUGCAGAGGUCUGUACCCUGCUAGUGACAGGCCUCUGCUGUGGCAGCUCUCCCCUUCACUGAGGUAUUCACAUUUUCUGAACUGCGAGCAAGGCCUCUAGUUCAACCUUUCUGAGGACCCCCCGACCUUGAAGACCUUUCUCCUCUCUGAUAAAGCACUGAGAAUCCAGUCCUGUAUGCAAGGUUGAUAGGAGCAGUGGUGCUGGCAACAGGUUCUUUUUGUGUUUAUAAGAUGUACUUGAACCCAAAUAAAGUUUGUAACUCUAGUUUUGUUGCCAAAAUGAAUAAAAUAAGUAUUUCUGAA